Messenger RNA from Andrographis paniculata, 2626 nucleotides. RefSeq names its product phosphate transporter PHO1 homolog 1. The transcript is spliced from 11 exons. The coding region runs from base 75 to 2417 and encodes 780 amino acids. Gene Ontology annotation, molecular function: inositol hexakisphosphate binding. Gene Ontology annotation, biological process: phosphate ion transport; cellular response to phosphate starvation. The record is from RefSeq and is a predicted model, not a curated record. Gene Ontology annotation, cellular component: cytoplasm; trans-Golgi network; Golgi apparatus. Lineage: Eukaryota; Viridiplantae; Streptophyta; Magnoliopsida; Lamiales; Acanthaceae.
CGAGAAGAUAGAAAGAAAAUAAAAAAAAUUUUAGAAAAAGGGAAAGAAGAACUCACAACUUAUUCUUUCCGAAGAUGGUGAAGUUCUCGAAGCAAUUCGAGGGACAAUUAGUCCCCGAAUGGAAAGAAGCCUUCGUAGACUACCGCCAGCUGAAAAAGGACAUCAAGAAAAUCCGCGAACAAGAUUACAACAACAACAAAAACGACGACGACGACAAGACUCAUGUUUCUAACAACAAAAUCCGAUGUUCUUUCUUCCCCUCCUUACAAAAAUGCGCUUCUUACAUGCGCAAGAAUCGCGACCACAAAACCAUACAAGUUCAUCGCAAGCUUGCGGGGUCGUCGAGUAAGACAGACUUUUAUGAGACCGAAUUACUCGAGCAAUUCGCUGAUUCUGAUGGGGCCGUUGAGUUCUUCGCCUGCCUCGAUCGGCAGCUGAACAAAGUAAAUCAGUUUUAUAAGACGAAGGAGAAAGAGUUCUUGGAGAGGGGAGAGUCUUUGGACAAGCAAAUGCAGAUUCUUACAGAGCUGAAAAUGGCUUUGCAGAAGAAGUGUGAGAAGGGUUCAUCGUCGUCUUCCUCGAAGGACGAGGAGUCGAUUUCCGGCACGAUAUCAUGCGAGCAGGAGCAGGAGCAGGAGCAGGAGAACUUGGUGGAAGAAUAUAACAAGGAUGAAAUGAAGGUUCUGGAAUCUCCCAAGUCGGGAGAAGCGGCGAAAGCGAGGAAGAAGGUGGACGGAAAGAUGACGUCAUUUUCCGGUGGCAUCGUAAACUGCCAGGGAAAGAACCUACGAAUCAACAUUCCAUUGACGAAUCCGACACGCACCUUCUCAGCCAUUACAUACUUGCUCUGGGACGACAUGGUCAAUAAUCAGUCGUCCUCCAACAAACUCCAUAUCAGCAAAACAAAGCUACACCACGCCGAGAAGAUGAUUAAAGGAGCCUCCGUCGAGCUAUACAAAGGAUUAGGGUACCUUCAAACUUACAGAAACUUGAACAUGCUCGCGUUCGUGAAGAUUUUGAAGAAGUUCGACAAAGUAACUAGCAAACAAGUUCUUCCGAUUUACUUGAGAGUAGUCGAGAGCUCCUAUUUCAACAGCUCGGACAAGGCCAUCAAGUUAGCGGAUGAAGUUGAGGAACAUUUUGUCAAGAAUUUCGCCGAAGAUGAUAAACGGAAGGCCAUGAAAUAUCUCAAGCCGACUCAGCGAAAGGAGUCGCACGCCGUCACAUUUUUCAUCGGGCUAUUCACCGGCUGCUUUUUCGCUUUUUUCGUUGGAUAUGUCAUAAUGGCGCGCCUCGCCGGGAUGUACAGAUCGAAUUCGGACGUAAUGUACAUGGAAACAGUCUACCCUGUUCUAAGCUUGUUCAGCCUCCUCUUCCUCCACCUAUUCCUCUACGGAUGCAACAUUUUCGCGUGGCGAAAGGCGCGAAUAAACUACGCCUUCAUCUUUGAGCUUUCCCCGACGAAAGAACUCAAGUAUCGAGACGUGUUCUUGAUCUGCGCGGCGUCGAUGGCCGCCGUGAUCGGUGUGCUCUUCCUCCACCUCUCGUUGGUCGCGAAGGGCUUCUCGUAUGCGCAAGUUCAGCCCAUCCCGGGACUCGUCGUAAUGGCGUUUGUCGUGGUCCUCGUAUGCCCGUUCGACAUUUUCUACAGGUCUAGCCGCCUCCGGUUUCUGUCUGUGAUAAGAAAUAUCGCGCUUUCGCCGCUUUACAAAGUCGCGAUGCUCGACUUUUUCACGGCAGAUCAGCUCUGCAGCCAGGUCCCGAUGCUCCGGAACCUCGAAUACAUCGCGUGUUAUUACAUCACCGGAAGCUACAAAACGCAGGACUACAACUACUGCAUGAGGACCGGGUACUACCGCGACCUCGCCUACGCCGUCUCCUUCUUACCAUACUAUUGGCGAGCGAUGCAGUGUGCGCGAAGAUGGAUCGACGAAGGGCACGGUAGCCACUUGACGAACCUCGGGAAGUACGUGUCGGCGAUGCUGGCGGCGGGCGCAAAGGUUGCGUACGAGAAGGAGAGCGGCGCCGGGUGGCUCUGCCUUGUCGUGGUUUUGUCGACGGCGGCGACGGUGUACCAACUCUACUGGGAUUUUGUUAAGGAUUGGGGACUUCUUCAGAUCAAUUCUAAGAAUCCUUGGCUUAGAGACGAGCUGAUGCUCCGCCAGAAGUUCAUCUACUAUUUCUCCAUGGGAUUGAAUUUGGUGCUGAGGCUGGCAUGGCUGCAGACAGUGUUCCAUUACAACUUCGAGAAGGUUGAUUACAGAGUGACGACGCUGUUCUUGGCUGCGCUCGAGGUUGUCCGAAGAGGACAAUGGAAUUUCUACAGAUUGGAGAAUGAGCAUUUGAACAAUGCCGGGAAGUUUAGGGCUGUGAAGACAGUGCCAUUGCCUUUUCAUGAAGUGGAUGAACAAGACUGAUUUGAUCUGAUCUGAUCUCACUGACUAAAUUGCAUCAACAAGUGGGCCUAAUCAAGAUCCUCUUUUUUUUUUUUUAGGAUGCAACAACAGCAACAUGUAUUGUUGACUAAUUUGUAUUCAUCCCACAAGAACCAAAAACAGAAUAUUUUGGUUCUUUUACACACAACACAAAAAUAUUGCAUUGUUAUUUGUUAAUGACACUUUCUCUC